This is a messenger RNA of Camelina sativa (false flax), 778 nucleotides long. RefSeq names its product oleosin G. Gene Ontology annotation, cellular component: membrane; monolayer-surrounded lipid storage body. The record is from RefSeq and is a predicted model, not a curated record. Gene Ontology annotation, biological process: lipid storage. NCBI's taxonomy places the organism in Eukaryota, Viridiplantae, Streptophyta, Magnoliopsida, Brassicales, Brassicaceae.
CGCACCUCACAUCUCUCUCUUCUUAGCCGAGAAUGGCUGAUCGAACAAACCCUAGCAGCUACACCCAACAGAGACCCAUCAACAACUCAACCACCGUCCCACGAAGUAACACCACCACCAACCACCCCCUCUCAUCUCUUCUCCGUCAGCUACUACAAUCACAGUCUCCUAAUUACUCCGGUCAGCUCUUCGGAUUACUCGCAUUCUUCAUCUCCGGUGGAAUCCUCCUUUUACUAACCGGGAUCACCGUCACCGCUUCUGUCCUCGGAAUCAUUGCUUUUCUCCCAGUCAUCAUUAUCACAAGCCCUAUUUGGAUCCCUUUGUUCCUCCUCGUCACCGGAUUCUUGUCCCUUGCAGGAUUCCUCUUUGCUACGGGGGCUGUUGUGUCGUGGUUGUAUCGAUAUUUCAAAGGCAUGCAUCCAAUCGGGUCGGAUCAGGUAGAUUAUGCUCGGAGUCGAAUCCAUGACACGGCAGCUCAUGUCAAAGAUUAUGCUGGUGGGUACUUCCAUAGUACGCUGAAAGAUGCAGCACCUGGUGCAUGAAGAGUAACCUUACGGGUUUGGUCUCAUGUAGAAAUUACACGUUUUGUAUUCCCCUUAAUUUGACUGUUCCCUAUGUUUUUUUUCCUCUUUCUCUUGGUGUAUUGAUCAAUAAUGUCGGCCGGUGUUUCAGUGUUUGUAUGAAUGUCACUAAAAAGAAAAACAGCAAAAACGGGAGGAUUUGUGUUUGUUUAUUUGUUAAGUUGUUUUGAUAUAAUUACUUUAGGCUGCGAAAUAGA